This is a messenger RNA of Euleptes europaea (tarantolino), 1734 nucleotides long. Its product is annotated as acyl-coenzyme A synthetase ACSM3, mitochondrial-like. The record is from RefSeq and is a predicted model, not a curated record. NCBI's taxonomy places the organism in Eukaryota, Metazoa, Chordata, Lepidosauria, Squamata, Sphaerodactylidae. Gene Ontology annotation, cellular component: mitochondrial matrix. The transcript is spliced from 13 exons. The coding region runs from base 1 to 1734 and encodes 577 amino acids. Gene Ontology annotation, biological process: fatty acid biosynthetic process; acyl-CoA metabolic process. Gene Ontology annotation, molecular function: fatty acid ligase activity; fatty-acyl-CoA synthase activity.
AUGGGUAGUAUGAAGCUUCUCACCAGACUGCCGGUCCUCGGGUCUUUCGGUGCCUCCGGGGUGCCUUACAGAACCAGGAGUUGCAGCGGAGUGGCGUCUGCAGGUUUCACAGAUUACGCCUUCCUCAGGGACGCGCCUGAGCAUUUUAAUUUCGCGAGUGACGUGCUGGAUGAAUGGAGCCAAAAAGAAAAGGAUGGAAAGAGACCUUCCAAGCCGGCGCUGUGGUGGAUAAGUGGCAAAGGAGAGGAGGUGCGGUGGAGCUUCGAGGAGCUGGGAGUCUUAUCCAGGAAAGCCGCCAACGUGCUCUCCGGCCCUUGCGACCUGCACAAAGGAGACAGGGUCAUUGUCAUCCUGCCACGGACACCGGAGUGGUGGAUCGUAACCGUGGGCUGCAUGAGAGCAGGCAUCGUCUUUCUUCCUGCCACAGUCCUGUUGACUGCGAAAGACGUUCUGUAUAGGCUUCAAGCCUCCAAAGCCAAGAGUGUCGUCACGAAUGAUGCUUUGGCACCGCUGGUGGAUUCCGUCGUGUCCGACUGCCACUUCCUGAAAAGCCGGAUCCUGAUCUCCGGAAGCAGGAGAGAAGGAUGGCUGCAUUUCCACGACCUGCUCAAAGCCGCGUCUGACAAGCAUCAGCCUGUCAAAACAAGGGGCCGGGACCCGAUGACCAUCUAUUUCACCAGUGGCACCACAGGCUAUCCCAAAAUGGUGGAGCACUCCUGUUGCAGUCUCGGACUGGGACUGGCAGUUGCCGGAAGGGACUGGAUGGGACUGGAUCCUGAGGGGAUGAUGUGGGGUCUGUCCGAUACCGGCUGGGUAAAGUUUGUGUUUGGCAGCGUGUUCGCCUCUUGGACUCAGGGGUCCUGUGUCUUUGCUCACGGCAAGAUGCAGUUUGAGCCAACCACGGUUCUAAAUACUCUUGCCCAUUAUCCUGUAACAACCUUCUGUGGCACGCCGACUAUUUUUCGCAUGCUUCUGCAGCACAACGUGAGCAGCUACCACUUCAAGAGUCUGAAGUUCUGUCUAAGUGGUGGGGAGCCAAUGAACCCUGAAACGAUGGAAGAGUGGAAGGCCCAGACAGGACUGGACAUCCAGGAAGGCUACGGGCAGACGGAGACUACCAUGCUAUGUGCAACAUUGACUGGGAUGAAAGUCAAACCAGGUUUCAUGGGAAAGCCAAGCCCUCCUUUCGAUGUCCAGAUAAUCGACGAACACGGGAAUCGCCUGCCUUCUGGGGAAGAAGGAGACAUUGCAGUCAGGAUCAAACCUAACAGGCCCUUGGGUCUCUUCACCGGCUAUGUGGAUGACCCAGAGAAAACAGCCUCGACAGAACAUGGAGACUUCUACAUUACUGGAGACAGAGGACUGGCAGACGAAGAGGGAUAUAUCCGGUUUAUUGCCCGGGCUGACGACAUUAUCUUAUCUUCUGGGUAUCGCAUUGGACCAUUCGAAGUGGAAAACGCCCUGGCAGAGCACCCAGCCGUGGGAGACUCAGCUGUCGUCAGCAGUCCGGACCCCAUCAGAGGAGAGGUAGUGAAGGCGUUCAUCGUCCUGUCUCCUGCCUAUCAGUCACACGAUAAAGAGAAAUUAAUUCUGGAACUGCAGGAGCACGUCCGAAAAGUUACCGCUCCAUACAAAUACCCUCGGAAGAUAGAGUUUGUUCAACAACUACCCAAGACGAUCACUGGCAAAACCCAAAGGAAGCUGCUGAGGAAGAAAGAGUGGGGAAUGGCCUAA